Rhodamnia argentea is the source of this 844-nucleotide messenger RNA. RefSeq lists its product as uncharacterized. Lineage: Eukaryota; Viridiplantae; Streptophyta; Magnoliopsida; Myrtales; Myrtaceae. The record is from RefSeq and is a predicted model, not a curated record. The transcript has 2 exons. Bases 190 to 705 code for a protein of 171 amino acids.
CACAACCAAACUACUCUCUCUCUCUCUCCGCAACACCGCGUGGUCAUACAAAAUUCCCAUCCAUAUAUAAACGUCUCUAAACUCUGCUCAUUCUCACAGAUCAUCCUAAACAUAAAAGAGCUCUAAACACACACACUCUUUUCAUCUUCUCUCAUUUUGUCUUCUUCAACUAGAACCGAGUCUCAAAAAAUGCCGCGGAAGGGCACCUGGAACCUCCUGCGCCUAGUGCUGCUCUGGGCGAGGAAAGGCGGGGCGCUCAAGUUGCAGCUCCGCCUCGUGCCCAAGUUCCUCAAGACCAUUGGCCAGGCGACACCGAGCAGCCAAAUCUGGUACGGAGAGCGCGAGCUCUCCUUCGACAAGACCCCGGUCGUCCACGUGAAGAUGCACCGCCCGGGGUCGAUGCGGUGUCACCUGCCACACAUCCCGUGUAUAAACCCCCACGUUGACCUCGAUCCGGAGUUCGAUGAUGAGGACGACCAGCUAUGCUAUGGGUACGACGCUGCAAGGAAGAGCUUUCUCGAAAAUGGGGGCAGGGAGGAAACUCAUUUCGAUGAGGAGGUGGAUGGAAGAAUGGAUAUGGAGGAAGAGCAAGAGAUUGACACAAGAGCAGAGGAGUUCAUAGCUAGAUUCUACGAACAAAUGAAGCUGCAAAGGCAAAUUUCGUACCUUCAGUACGAUGAGAUGCCACAACCAAGGGCAAGCUGAUCCCCAUUCAGUGUUAACAAUUUUUGCACCACAUUCAACUUUCUGUCUAUUCAUUUUUGUAAAAGAGCCGCGGCACUUUGUAAAUAAUGCAAAUUUCUCAUGAGUUCCAUUCAUUCUUUUCCACAGCUUUUUUACACAA